Monodelphis domestica (gray short-tailed opossum) is the source of this 1036-nucleotide messenger RNA. NCBI's taxonomy places the organism in Eukaryota, Metazoa, Chordata, Mammalia, Didelphimorphia, Didelphidae. The record is from RefSeq and is a predicted model, not a curated record.
GGGUUGCCGUAGUGUGGAGGGCAGUAGGAAGAGGCAGCAGCGGCGGCAGCAGCAGCAGCAGGUGAGGCUGCAGCUGUGGCAGCUCGGCCAGACCCCGUUGCUCCUCGGGGCGGCGGAGCGACCGCUCUCUCCUCUGCGUCUGGGACCGGGAGAGGAUGGGACGCCCCAGGCCAAAAGCCUGGGGUGACAUUGAGCACUAGCGGGCCUGCGGGAACCAGGCCUCUGGGCGGCGGCGCGGCCUGCACACCGGUUCUUGGGCCGAAUAUGACCUUCAGGCUCUGGCCCAGGGGCGCGGCGAGGCGGAGGUGGAUGGGGCGCCCAUGCCGGGGCUCGGCGCUGACCGCUGCCGCCGCUUGUCAUCCUAGUGACCUUGGGCCGGAAGAGGCCUGUCAGAAUGUUGGCUACCAGGGUCUUUGGCCUGAUUGGCAGGCGUGCUAUUUCAACCUCUGCAUGUGUUCGAUCCCAUGGUGUUGUGAAGACUGAAGAUUAUAGUCUUCCAAGUUAUGUUGAUCGUCGUGACUAUCCCCUGCCGGAUGUGGCCCAUGUCAGAAACCUUUCUUCCAGCCAGAAGGCCUUAAAAGAGAAGGAAAAGAAAGCAUGGAAUGACCUGUCCAAUGAAGAAAAAAUUGAGUUGUAUCACAUUAAAUUCAACGAGACCUUUGCUAAAAUGAAUAAACCUACAAAUGAAUGGAAAACAAUUUUAGGAGCUGCAAUGUUCUUCAUUGGCUUUAGUGCUAUAAUUGUCAUGUGGGAGAAGCGUUUUGUUUAUGGUCCUAUUCCACAUACCUUUUCUGAAGAUUGGGUGGCCAUGCAGACUCAGAGAAUGCUGGACAUGAAGGUUGGUCCCAUCCAGGGGUUCUCUUCCAACUGGGACUAUGACAAGAAAGAGUGGAAGAAAUAGAAGAAAUUGGGGAUGGUGCCUGCUGUUUAUUUGAACCUCUUACUUGUUCUUUCAUGUAUGUGCAACCCUCAGCAUAUUUACUGAAACAUUCUAUGUAAAACAUUAAGAAAGAAUAAACAACUGAUUUAACUUGAA